Molecule: messenger RNA, 1826 nt
Organism: Theobroma cacao (cacao)
Lineage: Eukaryota; Viridiplantae; Streptophyta; Magnoliopsida; Malvales; Malvaceae
Product: protein MANNAN SYNTHESIS-RELATED 2
Source: RefSeq, a predicted model, not a curated record
ACAAGGUUUUAUUGUUUUUAGCAGUUAGCUCUCUCUCUCUCUCUCUUGUUGAACUUCCUCUUUCAGCACUUGAGCUUCUACUUAAACCUCUUCUCUAGGUCUAGAAUUCUUGGCCCGACCCACUUUUUCCCUUUUUUUUUCUUUUGAUCUUUGAAAUUUUUUCUCUGAAUUUUGAGGGAGAACAAAAAUGGGAGUUGAUUUGAGGCAAGUAGUGGCUGCUAUACUCACUCUCACCAUGUUUGUGAUGCUUGGCCAAAUGAUCAAGAGAGACCAUUUUGAUUCUCUUCAAGAUAAACUUCCAGGAGAAGCUCAGGAUUCUCAAUUUGAUAAUACCAAUGUUAUAGAGAAUGACGGCCUUGUAAAGCUUUCUAAGAGGAGCAAAGGGCCUUGGAUAGACGAUAGUCAAGAGCUAAAACCAUGUUGGAGCAAGACGGCUUUUGAUGAGAUAGAGCAGCCAAGAGGAUAUGUUACUUUUUCGUUGACUAAUGGUCCGGAGUAUCAUGUCUCUCAGAUAGGUGAUGCUGUAGUAGUGGCAAGGUAUCUAGGAGCAACUCUUGUACUUCCUGACAUUAGAGGAAGCAAACCUGGUGAUGUAAACAACUUUCAAGAUAUUUAUGAUGUUGAGAAGUUUAUGAAAAGCCUGGAUGGAGUUGUCAAGGUAGCAAAAGAGUUGCCCAAUGAAAUAUCAAUCCGGGAUCUUGCUGCUGUGAAGGUUCCCAAUCGAGUCACUGAGGAUCACAUUGUGGAAAAUGUAGAGCCAAUAUUUAAAUCAAAGGGCAACAUAAGGCUUGCAACCUACUUCCCUACUGUAAAUAUGAGAAAAACUGCACAAAAGAGUAGUGUUGAUUCAGUCGCAUGUUUGGGGAUGUUUGGAACUUUAGAGUUGCAACCACAGGUUAAUGAAGUUGUUGACUUAAUGAUCGAACGGCUUAAAACCUUGAGUCGCAAAUCAGAUGGCCAGUUUAUAGCAGUGGACUUGAGGGUUGAGAUACUAGAGAAUAAGAAUUGUCACGGAAGUGGUUCUACUGGGGCAAAAAGUUGUUACAAUGCACAGGAGAUUGCUUUAUUUUUGAGGAAGGUUGGAUUUGAUACAGACACCACCAUAUACCUGACUCAAUCAAGGUGGGAUAGCAGCCUUAGUGUCCUGAAGGAUAUCUUCCCUAAAACAUACACAAAGGAAAGCAUAAUGCCGGAGGAGAAAAAGGGGAAGUUCCUUGAAUCAGAAGAUUCAGAAUUUGAAAAGGUUAUAGACUUCUACAUAUGUUCUCAGAGUGACGUUUUUGUUCCAGCCAUCUCUGGCCUGUUCUACGCCAACGUAGCUGGAAAAAGAAUAGCUUCAGGGAAGCCUCAAAUCCUUGUUCCAGCUGAUAUACCUGGUACCUCUGCCGCCAUCACCAACUACCUCUCUCCUUAUGUUUCCAAGAAGAACCACUUGGCUUAUUCAUGUUUUUGCUAACCUCUCCCUUUGGAAGAAACUUAAAAAAGGGUGUCGAAACAUGCAUAUGUGGAAGCCUUCAUAAAAGGUUCUUGGGCCUUCCCAUUUAUCUCAGACUAGCCUUUUUGGAUAAGCAGAUGGACAGGUCAACUUUGCUGUUCAUAGUUCAUUUGGGUGUGAAGUACCCUAGAUAAAAAGUUUGUGUUAAGAUGAUUUUUUGUUUUCUCUUUAAUAUGUUUUUCGAUUUGGGUAGAAAUGUUACAGGCUUUGAGUCAAUAUGUUGUUUGAUGUGAUGCCAAACUUCAUUUCUAUGAUUUAUUCAUUGUUAUAAGGGUGCACAUUUUAUAAAUUUCCUUCCUUUUAAUGAUCAAAGAAAUAGAUUAUUUUUGUA